GAAUGUGCAGCCGCCACAGAGAGAGGGAUGAUUUCCCAGUCCCCAAUCAAUCACACAGUGAAGUUAAUUUCUUAAUGCGCACGUGAAAAUUCACACACACAAACACAGCGGGUAGGGAGAAAGAAAGAGGACACAGCUAACAACUCAGGAUUUGCGAACUUCGGUCGUGCCAACAGACUAGUCACAGAUUGAGUCUGUUGUAACAGAGUAAUCACAGAUUGAGUCUGUUGUACAGCCAAAUGUGAAGCGCUGAAAGGUCCCCUAGCUCACUGUGAAAAGCAAUCAGUCGAGCCGUUGCUAGGCAAAAAAUAGAAAACUCCGGGCUGCGUUCAUAUCCGGCCAGCAUGUCACUGUACACGCCACGGUCCAGGAGCUGGCUGCUCUUAUCUGUACAUCCUGUUACGCAAUGCAGUAUAAAAUGAAACUAAUGUGUGUCUUAGCACACUUUUCCUUCUCUACAGUCCUGUAGUCGAAGUCUGGGUGGUGGUUCUAAAAGUUGUUGAUAGAAUGGGUCAAAGUUCAUAUUCUCUGUUGUGUAAGAAGAAAGAAAUUCGAAUUUUAAUAAACGGACUAGAUGCAGCUGGCAAAACAACUGUGUUAUAUAGAAUGAAGAUGGGUGAAACUGUAACCACUAUUCCAACAAUUGGUUUCAAUGUAGAAACUGUGAAUUACAAAAAUCUACAUUUAACAGUGUGGGAUAUAGGAGGAAGAGACAAAAUGAGGCCUUUGAUACGUCACUACUACCCUGGCACAGAUGCACUCAUAUUUGUUGUGGACAGUGGCGACAGAGAACGUCUUUCCUAUGUUACUGAAGAGUUGCACAAUAUUCUGCGUGAAUAUGAACUCGAAGGUGUUCCUGUUGCAAUUAUGGCCAACAAACAGGAUCUUGCCAACUGCAUGACUGUUGAAGAGAUUUCAAAGGCACUUCGAAUUUCCGAUGAACAGAAACGUAGAGAUAUCACAGCUUUUGCAACAUGUGCUGCGACGGGUGACGGACUGUCAGAGACUCUAGAGUGGCUUGAUGAUCAGCUUGCUGCAAAGCAAGCCAAGCAUGCAGUAAUCAAGCCACUUAUAAAUGCUGUACCAAGCAGUGUUGCCAGAUUUUCAGGUUCAGUUUCCGAGGCUGUGAAAGACACCUUUGCUUACAUGAUGGCUUGGUUUUCUGCUCCGUCCUCAAACGAAGGCUCAUAGCACUUAUGAACUGUUUCUUUUUUCUACCUCAUGCUUUAUGUUACAAAUAUUAAAGCAGUGUUAGUAAGUACUCUUUCAGAUGGUAAUUCUGUUCAACCUACAAACAUCUGCAUAUGUGUUUAUUUGCAAGUACAUUUGUGUGCUUGUGCACAAACACAUAUACACACAAAUACAUGGAGCAGCAGAUCCAAAUUAACUGAGGCAAUCAAGCCCCAUGUCAGUACGCCAUUGCAUUUAAAUUUUGUGGCUCAAUCUAGUUUUCUGUUAUUAUGCACUCUACUCUGUCAUGUCUUAGUGGAGACUUGAUCAAGUCCAAUGUUAAUAUUUACCAUGUAGUUAAAUAUCCACAAAGAUUUAAUCACAAUAAUCCCCUAAUCCAUUAUACCGAUUUAUUAGUAAUUUGAUCAUUUGUGAUAAAAUGGUUUAAUGGCAAGGUAAUUAUUUAAUGUAGGUGCAGAGAUGGAAUGACUACACUAGAAAUAGACAUUUCAAGUAUUGGUACAAUGCACAGACUGUUCAAUAUAAAGUGGAUACCUUUUCUACAACUGACGCACAUCUGCCACUCAAGAAAACAAAAAGAAGUCAUGUAUUCACAUGAAUUCAUUGUUUAACAAAUGCAAGCUAACAUAAUUUGUCCUAUUUUUGCAUGUAAUAAAUUUGUGAAAAUGUUUUAUUUCCAAUUAUGUCUUCAUUAAAUGCAGUUUUAAAAGUUUGGGAUGUGGUGAAAAGUACAUAUACCUAAAAUGUAUAACUGCACACAAAAAAACUUCUAAAUGUACACUUUAACCAGGUAACAAUUUUCAGAAUAGCUCACAAAUCACCAUCCUAUUAUUCUUGAAGGAAUACUUCUUAUGAUGCUCCCCAAACGCAUGUCACUUGUAAAAUCUUGUCAUCUAUCUUAAUCAGUGGUUAGCAGAGCAAAACUUCUUAUACUUUGCCACCUGGGAAAUAUCUCCCUUGCUCACCACUUGAAGCACUUAUUAAUGAUAUCAGUAAUUAUACAUUAAUGAUAUACGGCAGUUAUAUUAGAAAUGUUUAUUUGAAGUGUUUUUUAUGAUAGUUUAAACUCAAGAUUUAAAUACUCUGUAAAUCAAUCAUUCAUACUGUUUUACUGGGAUUCAAUGUAAUUGUUUAAAUAACUAGUGUUAUAAAACAAUUUUGAUGAGAUUUGCCAUUAGUAUGUCUUUUAAAUGGAUCAACAUAGUGCUGUGCAUUGUGAUACUGUGAGCAAAAUGUAUUCAUAAUGUGGAAAUGCCGAGAGAACACGGGGGAUUUUGUUUUUAAAUCCUCUACCUCAUGUUUUUUUCAUUCACAAGAGUAACUGCAAUACUGGUAAUAUUCAAAUGCUUUCACAAACCAAAAUUGUAAAGACUGCUUCAGUAAAUAAAGCGCUUAUCGAAAAGAA
Messenger RNA from Pomacea canaliculata, 2596 nucleotides. Its product is annotated as ADP-ribosylation factor-like. The transcript has 5 exons. The record is from RefSeq and is a predicted model, not a curated record. Gene Ontology annotation, molecular function: GTP binding; GTPase activity. The coding region runs from base 508 to 1191 and encodes 227 amino acids. Lineage: Eukaryota; Metazoa; Mollusca; Gastropoda; Architaenioglossa; Ampullariidae. Gene Ontology annotation, cellular component: cytoplasm. Gene Ontology annotation, biological process: intracellular protein transport; vesicle-mediated transport.